This is a messenger RNA of Fusarium odoratissimum NRRL 54006, 7213 nucleotides long. Its product is annotated as DNA helicase INO80. Gene Ontology annotation, biological process: DNA repair; DNA-templated transcription; chromatin remodeling. The record is from RefSeq and is a predicted model, not a curated record. Gene Ontology annotation, molecular function: ATP-dependent chromatin remodeler activity; DNA binding; ATP hydrolysis activity. Gene Ontology annotation, cellular component: Ino80 complex; nucleus. Lineage: Eukaryota; Fungi; Ascomycota; Sordariomycetes; Hypocreales; Nectriaceae. The transcript has 2 exons. The coding region runs from base 2110 to 6915 and encodes 1601 amino acids.
GUUGAUUGACUGGGCUGGGGCUGUCACUCCAGCUCCCGCCAUCACCACCUCAUUUUGGUUAACCUCCAGCUCUAGAACAAACUCCACUCCACUUUGUUGUUCCCCGAUCCUUCUGAUUCUCUCUUACCAUUCACGUUGUCAUAAUCCGUUCCCCCGCUGCUGUUAUUAUACUUUACUGUAGCUUUGUCUGUCAAUCCAUUGGCCCUUACCCCCUCUAAGACUCCCAUAUCUCUCGAGACUCUCAGUACAUCCAAACUUCAGUAUAGUAACCCUGUCUCGCAUCCCCUUCCCCAUCUCGACUGCCGCUUGCAUCGCCGUAUCCCAGCGCCACGCUACCAACACCUCCACACCAAAACACUUUGCCCCCCAGCCAGGGCAUCCUCCUUCGACUUGCCUUGGAUUGGGGCUCAACCUAGACCUGACAUUGUCGCGAUCCAUCACUGUCCAUCGUUUUCAUCCCACACGUACCUCUGUCGCAGUUCGCUGCAUCACCGAUCGCGACUUGCGAAUCGCAUCGCAUCGCAACUCAACCUGCAACGCAACGCAACGCAACGUAACGAUUCCUCACACAGCCUCGCGUGCGCAUCGCGAAACUCUGAUUGAUCGACUGCGCAUCCUGUACCGGACACAUUAACCCCCCAAAACCGUCGUCGCAUUGUUGCUUGUCGAGCACAUGGGUUCUCAAGCUUGAUUGCCACCGGCCGUCCGACUAUAACACACUCCCUGCUCUCUCGGGUGUUUAGCUUUGUUCUGUCUGCCAUUCAGGCGCUAGACCAUCAAUCACCAUGGAUCAGAACGGCUAUAACUCCUCGGUGCUGCAGCGGCCACCACAUAGAGAAGAUGGUGGAGAUGAUGACCGAGACUCCCGUCCGCAUCACCAUCAUCAUCACCACCAUCAUCACCAUCACCACAACAAUAGGCGCGACGGUGACUCAGCUGGACCUGGGCCUAUAGUUGGAGAAACGGCGACAGCCUCAUCGAAUGCAGGCGGCGCGAAUGUGCAUCAGCACUCCACCUUUAGCCUGCGCUCACCCAAGUCAGAAUACCGUCCUCCUCCCUUUACAUCUCCCAACGGCCAUAGCCAUAGCCAUAGUCAUAGCCACAGCCAUCAAAACACUCCAAGUGCCGGCCAUUCCCUUCAAUCCCCGCCUCGUCCAGCAUUGCCCAAUCCCUACAUGUCAUCGUCCACGGGCGCACCCGGCGGCCCCGUCGCUCCAUCACUUCCACCUCCUGUAGGCCUCAACUCAUCAUCACCUGGAUCGUCAGCAGCAGGACUUCAUCAGCAGCAGCAUCAUCGUCAACCUCCAGCACCACCGCCUGCUGGUCCUCCGCCCGUGUCGCCGCUGCACCCUCCUGUUGCAUACUACCCUCCCGGGUCGAACCACGACAUUUAUAUACCGCGUGAAACCAAACCUGCAUCGCGAGGUUUUUACGACCCUACAACUGAUACAACGAAGGAAAGUCGAGUUUCUGACGCGGCGACGCCUGGAGCCUCCUGGCACAACGCCAACGCCAACGCCAACGCGCCCCCGGUUGGCACUCCAAAGGUAAGGGGGGCAAAUCCACUCUUUUUUUGUCUUUGACUCUCGUCUCGUCUCGCCCGGACACGAUUUGAUUGACUGCACCCGACGUCCCUUGAUUUUCCUCUUCCCCAUCAUCCUUCAAUUCUAUCUUGAUCAUCGAGAUCUUCACCCAUCACGCCCAGGCCAUCAAUGCCUGUUCCCUUCCCUUACUCUUAUCAAUCUUAAUUUCCCAUCAAACUGUCACUAUCGCAACACCUUUUAAUUUCAUCAUCACCCUUAACUCCGUCGCACAACAUCCUUCUGCUCCGACCAAGACCUAAAUAACCACAAAGCUUGCUGACGUGGAGCUAAUUUUUCUUUUCUUACACAACAGACUCGCGAUCCGUACCCUUAUUCGCAAUCUGCCGAACAAGGUACUCCUUCAUAUUACAACGGCUCUUAUACAUCUCCACGAGAUCCAUCAUACAGUCGACCGCGAAGUCCAGUGUCACAUUCGCAUCAGAAUCCACCAGCUGGAUCUCUCAGCCCUCCGGGGCGACAACCUCUACUCGCUUCUCCAAGUGCGAGACAUGGUGCUACGGCCAACAUGACUUCUUCUACUAACGGGGCUUCUGCCCUUACACCUUACAAGUCUGAUCUUGCAGCUCCAUCACCACCAAAGCCGGCAUCGGCAAGCGUAGGUGCUAACCAAUAUACAGAAUGUUCAUUUGUACUAAUACCAUUGCAGACAUCAAGAGCAAACCCAAUGUCUUUUGACAGCAUCCUCUCUAGCUCUGAGCCCGCUCGAAAACCUAAAGAACAAUCUCCUCUGAUUUCACGAGAAGUCGAACCAGAAGUCAAGCAAGAGCGAGAAUCUAGACGUGAUCGAGAACCGAAGCACGACUCGCGGGAACCAAAGCAGACAAAACGCUCCCUAGAGCCCGAAGCGGAUCACGACACAGAGGUGGAAAAAGAUGUCGAGACUGAGCCCGAACCUUUCCCUGGUAGAGACAAAGAAAGAGAGCCUCCUGCCAAGAAGCGAGGAGGUCGAAAGUCAACAAAAGGCCGUGCUUCUGAUAUUCGAGAUGCCGCUACGCCUAAGAAUGGUCGCAGAUUAUCGAUCAAGAAGGAAUCGCCAACACCUCGACUUCCCGCUAAGCGACAAGCAAAUGGCCUGCCCAAGCCAAAGACUUGGUCAGCAGAAAUGGAGAAGAAGAUUCAGAACGCCGAGACACAGAUUGACAGCAGAGCUUCAAAUCUGGAACCCGAUGAAUUUGAUCAGCAGCAAUACAAGGAGCGAGCUCAGAAGCGACGACGCGUAAUGGAUCAACUCGACCUGGAACAUGGUCUCUCCCGGCGUGCCGCUUUUGCGACUUCAACCGGCAAGAAGCUCGUACUCCAUGCAGAGCUCGGUAAACGACGCUAUGACGACGUGUUCUACGACGAAGCACUCCAUGAGGUCCGCGAACAAGAAGUUUACGCCGAAAAGGAGCGCAAGAAGGAUAUGCAGCGCAAGCGACGUCGUGAGAAGUCAAUGGCUGUUACCAUGGAGCAGAAAGAGGCUGCUCUGGCUCGCGCCGAGGCUGCUGAAGACGAAACCGAACGGCAGAAACAUCUUCGAGAUGCUGAACGCGCCAGUAAGAAGGCACAGCAGACGAAACUCAUUCUCCAGAAGGGUAUCAAGGGCCCUGCCCGUAAUUUGGAGCUUAACCUGGAGGGUGGCACUAUGUCUUCAUUCCAGGCUUCUGAUGUGGAAUCUGGGGAAGCAGGUACACCAUCUGGCAAGCGAAAGGGCAAGGGUCGUAGCGGACCUCGUCUCAAGAAGUCCAAGGAGCAAAAGCAAGCCGAAAAGGAUUCUGCUGAGGCUGCCCAAGCUGCUCUCGAUGCUGGAGAGGAACUCCCAACCAAAGAAGAGAACCGCGUUCGAAUCAAGAUCAAGAAAUCCAAGAAAGAUCCUUCUGCUGAGACGGAGAAAGAUAAGGACGACGGCGAUAAGACCGAAGACGAGCCUGUCGAGAAGAAAAGCAAGAAGAGCAAAGACAAAGACAAGGAGAAGGUCGAUGACAUUCCCGACAACGAGAAGCGGUUCAUGUCUAAGGGCUACAAUCAAAUUUACGACCAGAUUUGGCGAGAUAUGGCUCGUAAAGAUGUCAACAAGACCUUCAAGCUUGCCGUGGACUCUUAUGCCACAAAAGCCUCAAAUCUUAAAAAGACAGCCAUCUUGGCAUCGAAGGAAGCAAAGCGCUGGCAAUUACGGACAAACAAGGGUACCAAAGAUCUCCAAGCUCGAGCAAAGCGUGUUAUGCGUGACAUGAUGGGCUUUUGGAAGCGUAACGAGCGAGAAGAACGAGAUCUCCGCAAGGCUGCUGAGAAGCAGGAGAUCGAGAAUGCCCGAAAAGAAGAAGCCGACCGUGAGGCCGCCCGUCAAAAGAGAAAGCUUAACUUCCUUAUCUCGCAAACUGAGCUGUAUUCUCACUUUAUCGGCAAGAAGAUCAAGACUGAUGAGGUGGAACGAAGUACCGACAACCCGGAUGUCGCCAAGGACGCCCAUCAGAUUGACCAGCAGAAACUCGACAUCGAUGAGCCGACAGGACCAGUCACUGGUAAGGUUACCAACUUCGAGAACCUUGACUUCGAGGAGGGCAGCGAAGAGGCUCUCCGUGCUGCUGCUAUGGCCAAUGCUCAGAAUGCCAUCGCUGAGGCGCAGAAGAAGGCCCGUGACUUCAACAACCAGGGUCUUGACAUGGAUGAAGAGGGCGAGAUGAACUUCCAGAACCCCACAGGGCUGGGCGACGUCGAGAUCGAACAACCGAAGCUUAUCAAUGCCCAACUCAAGGAAUACCAGCUCAAGGGUCUCAACUGGCUUGUCAAUUUGUACGAGCAGGGUAUCAACGGCAUUUUGGCAGACGAAAUGGGUCUCGGAAAGACUGUUCAGUCCAUCUCCGUCAUGGCUUACCUGGCUGAGAAGCACGACAUUUGGGGACCCUUCCUUGUUGUUGCUCCUGCUUCUACUCUGCACAACUGGCAGCAGGAAAUUGCCAAGUUCGUCCCCGAGUUCAAAAUUCUUCCAUACUGGGGUGGCGCCAAUGACCGAAAGGUUCUCCGAAAGUUCUGGGAUCGCAAGCACACGACAUAUCGAAAGGACGCCCCUUUCCACGUUUGUGUUACUUCGUAUCAGCUGGUCGUGUCUGAUGUGGCCUACUUCCAGAAGAUGAGAUGGCAAUACAUGAUUCUUGAUGAAGCCCAAGCCAUCAAGAGUUCUCAAAGUUCUCGAUGGAAGGCAUUACUCAACUUCCACUGCCGAAACCGCUUGCUUCUCACUGGUACACCCAUCCAGAACAACAUGCAAGAACUUUGGGCACUUCUCCAUUUCAUCAUGCCGUCGCUCUUCGACUCACACGACGAAUUCAGCGAAUGGUUCUCCAAGGAUAUUGAGUCUCACGCACAAAGUAAUACCAAGCUCAACGAGGACCAGCUCAAGCGUCUGCACAUGAUUCUCAAGCCUUUCAUGCUUCGUCGUGUCAAGAAGCAUGUGCAGAAGGAGCUCGGUGACAAGAUUGAGAUGGAUAUCUUCUGUGAUCUCACUUACAGACAACGCGCGUAUUACAGUAAUCUUCGAAACCAGAUUAACAUUAUGGAUCUCGUCGAAAAGGCUACCAUGGGCGAUGACCAAGAUUCAGGUACACUAAUGAACUUGGUCAUGCAGUUCCGAAAGGUCUGUAACCAUCCCGAUCUCUUCGAGCGCGCCGAGGUCAAUUCACCAUUUGCUUGCGCCUACUUUGCCGAGACCGCGUCUUUCGUCCGUGAGGGUAGCGAAGUUGCCGUGGGUUAUUCAAGUCGCAACUUGAUUGAAUACGAGCUCCCCCGCCUUAUCUGGAGAAAAGGAGGCCGAAUCAACAAGGCGGGCCCGGAUAGUCAAGUUGCAGGCUGGAAGAACCAGGCAUUGAACCACAUGAUGAAUGUCUGGAGCCCAGACAACAUCCGCGAGAGUUGUGAUGGAUCAAAGGCAUUCUCGUGGCUUAGGUUUGCUGACACUUCUCCUUAUGAGGCUUAUGAGGCCACUCACCAAAGCCUGAUUGUCCGAGCUGCCAAGGAGCUUCAGAAACGCGACAGACUUGGAUACAUGAACGUGGCCUACAGCGACACUGAGGAUCAGAACUACACUCCCGCCCAUGCCCUGUUCCAGAUUCGGGCGCGACAGAACCGAAAGCCUCUAGCGGACAUCACCAGUGAAGGCAUCUUGACCCAGCUGAUGAAUGUCGCUCAAUCAGACUACAACGAGUCUGGUCUUGGCCGUCUGGAACCCGCUGGUAGACCUCGCGCUUCAGCACCUCCAAUCCAGGUGUCUUGCCGCAGUUGGGGCUCUGAGGCCGAACGCAGCGAAGCUCUGUUCAAUGCACCGAUCCGCAAGAUUCUCUAUGGCCCUACCGUCUUUGAGGAGAAGGCUCUCGUGGAGAAGAAGCUUCCCAUGGAGUUAUGGCCCACUCGCGAGAUGCUGCCUAAGCCUGAUCAUGAGAAGAAGGGCUUCACUAAUAUCUCUGUUCCUUCCAUGCGGCGCUUUGUUACCGACAGUGGUAAGCUGGCUAAGCUUGAUGAACUUCUGUUCAAGCUCAAGAGUGAGGGUCAUCGUGUACUCCUGUACUUCCAGAUGACUCGCAUGAUUGACAUGAUGGAAGAGUAUUUGACGUACCGCAACUACAAGUACUGUCGACUGGAUGGUUCUACCAAGCUGGAAGAUCGACGAGACACCGUGCACGACUUCCAGACUCGUCCCGAGAUCUUCAUCUUCCUUCUCUCUACUCGCGCUGGUGGUCUUGGUAUCAAUCUUACAUCCGCCGAUACUGUCAUCUUCUACGACUCCGAUUGGAACCCGACUAUCGAUUCGCAAGCCAUGGAUCGAGCACAUCGUCUGGGCCAGACCAAGCAGGUCACAGUCUAUCGUCUCAUCACGCGCGGCACAAUCGAAGAGCGCAUCCGUAAGAGAGCAAUGCAGAAGGAAGAGGUUCAACGUGUCGUCAUCCAGGGUGGUGGUGCAAGCGUUGAUUUCUCUGGCCGUCGUGCUCCCGAGAACCGCAACCGUGAUAUUGCUAUGUGGCUUGCGGAUGAUGAGCAAGCUGAGAUGAUCGAGCGCCGCGAAAAGGAGCUUCUUGAAUCAGGCGAGCUUGAGAAGCAGCAAAAGAAAAAGGGUGGCAAGCGACGCAAGGCCGAGAAUACGGCCAGUCUGGAUGAGAUGUAUCAUGAAGGCGAGGGUAACUUUGACGAUGGAUCCAAGGGCCUAUCUGGUACAGCAACACCAGCUACCGCAGCCACACCUGGCGACAGCGACAGCAAAGGCAAGAAGGGUAGAAAGGGGACAAAGCGAGCCAAGACGGCGAAGCAAAGAUUAGCGAUUGCUGAUGGUAUGAUGGAGUAAGGGAUGUCAACAGCGUCAACUAGCAACGCUUGUAAUAUCAAACGCCAGACUUAGAGCCGCAUAGGCUCACGGGAAGACGAAGGGAGUUAUUCAAGUUAUUCAUGUAUCUGCUACGUUACUUUUUCUUUUUCUUGUUGUCAUGGCGAAGGAACCGUCAAUAGGGGGAGUUGGAAGUGAAAAUGCCGAUAAAUUAUAGCAGGGCAGCAAAGCAUCGUCUUGGAACAAAGGCAUGUAUUAUUACUAUAGACGGAGGGCAACAAAGUAUAUGUGUCUGCCAUGCGUGUGUGUGUCUCUGUGU